Molecule: messenger RNA, 2349 nt
Organism: Acinonyx jubatus (cheetah)
Lineage: Eukaryota; Metazoa; Chordata; Mammalia; Carnivora; Felidae
Gene: CCDC142
Product: coiled-coil domain containing 142
Exons: 9
Coding region: 1-2346 (781 amino acids)
Source: RefSeq, a predicted model, not a curated record
AUGGCCCAGGGGUCUCGCUCCGGUGGCUUUCUGCCUCCGCUCGCCACCGUGCCGCCGUUUUGGUCACAACCAGAAGGCGCUGUGGAAGAGCAGUGGGAGAGAAGGCAGGCGGGCGCUCUCGGCGGGGACUUUCGUGGCUGGCCGCGGCUGCCGGUUGCCGGGAGCAUUCCCUGCCUGAACCCACGGCCCGGCGGAGCUCGGGGAGCGCAGCCGUGGUGGGCUGCGCCGGCGCCAGCAGACGCAGGAGAGCACCGCGAGGCGGGCGCUGCAGACUGGUGGCAGGAGCCGGCAGCCGGCCGCCCCAUUCCUCCAGCGCUGCAGCGUCUCCGGGCCGUGUUGCUGCGGCUGCAUCGUGAGCGGGAGCAGCUCCUUCAAGCCCGGGACUGCGCCUGCCACCUACAGACGGUCGUGCGCCUCCUGAGGAUCCUGAGUCCCAGCGCGACGGCCCUUGGCUCCGGCCCCUUGCCUCAGCUGUGCCGCGACCUGCUGCUGCCUUCCCGUGGGGCUGUCCUGCGAAGCGGCCUACGGGAGACUCCGGAGCCGCUACUCCUGGCGCGUCCCGUUGGACUGGCCGCUCAGCGCCUGGAUGCUGCCAUCGAGAUGCAGCUUCGGGCUCUGGGUCGGGAGCCUGCCAGCCCGGGCUUGUCGUCCCAACUUGCUGACGUGCUCUUGGCACUUCCCGCCUACCACCAGCUGAUGGGAAAAGCCUUGAGCCAAAUUCCGGGGGCAGCGCGCCCUUUCCCACCCCUCCGUGUGCUCCACCUCCUGACGGGGGAGCGGGGUUGCCAGGUGGCUGGUCAGCUAGAUGAGGCUCUCAGGGGGUCGGGCUUGCGGGACCACCUCCGAAGUCGGUGCCAGGAGGAGCGGGAGCUGCUGCCCGGGCUGCUGGGGCUGCUGGGGGGUGUGAGUGAUUCAGCCAGCAGUGGACUGGGGCUUGGAGGGGCUGGAGCCCUGUGGAGCCAGUACUGGACCCUGCUAUGGGCAGCUUGUGCUCAGAGUCUGGACCUAAGUCUAGGACCCUGGAGGGACCACAGGGCAGCCGCACAACAACUGAGUCAGGCACUGGGUCAGGCAUCCCUGCCUCAGGAGUGUGAGAAGGAGCUGGCUUCUUUGUGUCGCAACCUAUUUCAUCAGUCCCUUAUCUGGAAUUGGGACCAAGGCUUCUGCCAGGCCUUGGGAUCUGCUGGUGAAGAUCAGAGCAGCCGUCCCUCAUCCUCUCAUACCACUGAACUUUUGCAACAGCUUUUCCCUCCUCUCUUGGAUGCCCUUCAACAACCCAGGUCAGGGCUGCUCCUCUGUCAGCCUCCAGGUGAGACAAAGUACUGGGGAUGGAGGAACAGAACAGUUGAAGAUCCUGCACCCCUUGCUUUAGGGCUCUGUACCCUGCAGACCACCUUGCUCUGGUUUUUGGGUAGAACUCAGCAGCAUCUGGCAGCAUGGGCCCCAGAUUCUUUCCUGCUUCUGAUCCAGAAGGACUUACCUCCUCUAUUGCAUGAGGCGGCAGCUCUGUCUAGACUGGCCUCAGAAGAAAGUUUGUCCCUGGAGGUGGAGCAGCAGCUGGGCCUGGAGAUCCAGAAGCUAACUGCACAGAUCCAGCUCCUGCCUGAAGAGUCAUUAAGUCUCUUUUUUCAAGAAUGUCAUAAACAAGCCACACAGGGCUUCGAACUCUACAUGCCACGGGGCCGGUACUGGCGGCAUCGUCUCUCUCCUGAACUGGCCAGCAUUCCCAGUGAGUAUGCUGGGUUGGUGGUUCGCACUGUACUGGAGCCUGUGCUGCAAGGAUUGCAGGGAUUGCCGCCCCAAGCCCAGGCCCCUGCCCUUGGCCAAGCACUGACAGCCAUCCUGGGUGCCUGGCUUGACCACAUCCUCAGGCACGGGAUCCGGUUCAGCCUGCAGGGGGCGCUGCAGCUCAGACAAGACUUUGGAGUGGUCUGGCAGUUGCUGGAGGAGGAGCAGUGGGGCCUGUCGCCAGAACUUCGACAGUCUCUGCUCACACUCAACAUCUUCCAGAGGCUGGAUGGGGCCCUGCUGUGUCUAUUCCAGCAGCCCCUGCCCAAGCCUGAAGUCCACAGGAGGCCUCCCUGUUGCUGUAUAUGCAAUGAGGUCCAGACCAUGGAAUUGCCCAGCAGCAGCCUCAACAGCUUGGAGAACUUGGAGCCCCCUCUUCGGCCUGGAGCACCCCCAGCCCAGACAGCUCAGCUGCUAAGCACACUAUGGGGAGGGGGACCUAGCCCAGAGGCUUACCUCGUGGGAAAUCAGCAGGCCUGGCUUGCCCUGAGGCAGCACCAGCGCCCCCGUUGGCACUUGCCUUUUCUUUCAUGCCUGGGGACCAGUCCCGAAUCCUAAGGA